UUGUUUGCUUCGUCUUUCGUUUUUAACUAUAUCCGUCAAACUCCCUGCAAGUCAGGAUUCUUUCUACCAUUGCAGCCAGGAUAGCUCUCUCUUUACCACAUCUUAGCCCAAGUCGACUCUCUUAGAAAGUCUAUAGAACCAGGGCAUUUACUGUCAUUAUACAACUGAUCUCAAAACUCGGCACUUCCUGUCAUUUCCGACUUUAGUCCUUCAAAAUGCGCUUCCAGCAAAGCAUCCUCGCUUCCCUCGUCCCCGGCCUUGUCGCCGCUAUUGCCCCGCCGAACAUCCAGGGCAUGGACAUCAUUUUCUCCGAGUCUUUCGAGGGGACAGCAGGCGCCUCUCCUGACGGCAACACAUGGAACAUCAUGGAUGCCAUCAACACCAACAACGAAGUCCAGACGUACACCACCUCGAACCAGAACGUUCAGAUCAGCGGCGGCGGUACCAUUCAGUUCGUCCCCCGGAAAUCGCCGUCUGGCCAUUGGACCUCGGGACGUAUCGAGACUAAGGGAUCCUGGACUCCCAAGGCCGGCAAGGUCUUUAGCAUACAAUCAAGCCUCCUAUUAGGAAAUAACCCUAACAAGCAGGGCAUCUGGCCUGCCUUCUGGGCUCUCGGCGAUGCUAUGCGCCACGGUACCCAAUGGCCCGCUGCUGGAGAAAUAGAUAUUAUGGAACAAGUUAACGGACUUCUUACCGGCUAUGGUACCGUUCACUGCGGGCCCGACGCUGGCGGCCCUUGCAACGAGCCCCUCGGCCGUGCCAGCACAACUCCUAUGUCGCCUGACGGUUUCCACACCUGGGGCGUUACGAUCGAUCUCACAAACGACGACUGGCGAGCGCAGACCAUUACAUGGCACCUGGACGGCAAUAGCUUCUAUAUUCUCACCGGAGCUGAUAUAAACGAUGCUCCCAUCUGGUCUUCUCUGGCCCACAGCCCCUUAUAUAUCCUCCUUAAUGUUGCUGUCGGUGGUGACUGGCCUGGUCUACCAAACUUGGCUACGCAAGAUGGCUACGGCAGCAUGAUGGAAGUUCAAUGGGUUGCCGUCUACUCGUCCUAGACAGUAUUCUCCGAUUGCGUGGAACGUUAUAUGGUAUCUCAAAAUAGAAGUGGGUGUAUAUACGGGAAAUUGGCG
This is a messenger RNA of Daldinia decipiens, 1133 nucleotides long. Its product is annotated as glycoside hydrolase family 16 protein. Gene Ontology annotation, molecular function: hydrolase activity, hydrolyzing O-glycosyl compounds. The record is from RefSeq and is a predicted model, not a curated record. The coding region runs from base 216 to 1058 and encodes 280 amino acids. The transcript has 2 exons. Gene Ontology annotation, biological process: carbohydrate metabolic process. Lineage: Eukaryota; Fungi; Ascomycota; Sordariomycetes; Xylariales; Hypoxylaceae.